Molecule: messenger RNA, 342 nt
Organism: Lactuca saligna
Lineage: Eukaryota; Viridiplantae; Streptophyta; Magnoliopsida; Asterales; Asteraceae
Source: the annotation of a GenBank genome assembly
AUGAAACUCGACGGCUAUUACUUGGUUGACAACGGAAGAUUCGAAUGGGUGAAAGAGAUUCCGAUCAAGGUCAACACAUUCAUUUGGCAGGCAAAGCAGAAUCGUAUUCCAACAUCAGUCAACCUAUCCAAACGCAGAGUAAAUGUGCAAUCAACAAUUUGCUGUCAAUGUGGGGAAGAGGAGGAAACAACGGACCAUGUACUGAUACAAUGUUCUUUUGCAAAAUCAGUAAUGGAGUGGAUACUAAAAUGGUGCAAUAUUCAACACACAAACCUCUCAUCGGUUCUUAAUGUAGUCGAUUUCGCAUCAAACAUAGGAAACAACCCGAAAAAAAUAGGUUGA